AUGGCUCGUCUUAAUAUGAGUGAACGCCAACUCCGUGAGCAGUCAGAAGCACUGCGAUUAGAGAAGAAGCAACUUCAGAACGAGCUCACUCAGGCUCGUAGAGAUUUGAACCAAUCUCUUAGAAACCAAGCCGAAGCUCAAGUCAUACACGAAGACGAUGUCAACGAGCUUCGUGAGGUUCGAGCUGCAUUGGCCGCAAUUCGAGUAGUCGUGGGAGGAUAUGGAGGAGGCCGAGGCAUUCACGCAGCAAUGGCUGGAGUCCAGUGCACGGUGUGUCUUCAGGAGUUCACCGGACCCAAAGGAAACCGAGUUCCUAAACUACUGCCCUGCGGUCAUACAUUCAGUGAAAGAUCGAGAGUCUCACGCAGGGGAACAGGGUUCGGUGCCAGAGUGUCUACUGAGAAUGCCGCUACCGCCAUUCAUAAUAAUUUUAUAUUGUUUAACAACCAGUAA
Molecule: messenger RNA, 453 nt
Organism: Caenorhabditis remanei
Lineage: Eukaryota; Metazoa; Nematoda; Chromadorea; Rhabditida; Rhabditidae
Exons: 3
Coding region: 1-453 (150 amino acids)
Source: RefSeq, a predicted model, not a curated record